Protobothrops mucrosquamatus (brown spotted pit viper) is the source of this 585-nucleotide messenger RNA. Its product is annotated as claudin-16. The record is from RefSeq and is a predicted model, not a curated record. Gene Ontology annotation, biological process: cell adhesion; bicellular tight junction assembly. The coding region runs from base 1 to 585 and encodes 194 amino acids. Gene Ontology annotation, molecular function: structural molecule activity. The transcript has 4 exons. NCBI's taxonomy places the organism in Eukaryota, Metazoa, Chordata, Lepidosauria, Squamata, Viperidae. Gene Ontology annotation, cellular component: plasma membrane; bicellular tight junction.
AUGGCGGCCGCUUUGCAGCUGGCGUGCUUUUUUGUGGCUCUGCUUUCCACCGUGUUCCUGGGGGCAGCGACCUGGUCCGACUGCUGGAUCGUGAACGCCGAUGAUAGCCUGGAGGUCAGCCACAAAUGCCAAGGACUCUGGCGGAAGUGCGUCACGAACCUGCAGGACGGCAUUAAGACCUGCGAUCAGUUCGAUUCCAUUUUAGCAGAACACCCCAUGAAAAUUGUGGUGACGAGAGCUUUGUUGAUCACUGCUGACAUGCUUUCGGGCUGCGCCCUGGUGCUCUUGGCGGGAGGUCUGGAUUGCAUCAAAAUCUUCCAGGAUGAGCCACAGAUAAAACAGAAGAUGCACUCGGUGGCUGGAUUGGCACUCGGGACCGGAGGUGCGCUGGGGCUGGUGGGCUCCCUCUGCUACGCCGUCAACGCCUACCUGGAGAGGGUUGCCCACGUGCCUCACAACGUCUUUCUGGAUGCCCACCAGGACUUUGGGUGGUCUUGCUGGCUGGGAUUGAUUGGCUCGGUGGGAAAUUUGGUGGCCUGCCUUAUCCUGUCGUGCUGUCUUCAUUGUUCCUAUACAGGUCAGUGA